This is a messenger RNA of Moneuplotes crassus, 1173 nucleotides long. NCBI's taxonomy places the organism in Eukaryota, Ciliophora, Spirotrichea, Euplotida, Euplotidae. The record is from the annotation of a GenBank genome assembly.
AUGAGCGACCAACUACAUGAAGUAGAUGUCAAAAAUCAAAAUGAACGUCAUUUGAUCGAAGAAGCUGAAGAAAAUUAUUACGAAGCAGAAGGAAAAUCCAUUUAUGACGACCAAGAUCAAUAUUAUUUCCAAAUAAAAGAGAUGCAAUUAAAUCAAUGCCAAGAUGGGAAAAAUGAAUUCAAAUACGGUAAAGAAAAUAUGCUUGAUGUGAAGAGUGAGGUCCAAGCAUCAGAAGAAGAAUACUUCCAUAAUUCAAAUGCACAUUUGAAUCAAAAAGAUAGAGGUAAUCUGAAAGAGAAACAAAACAAUUUCGAUCCAAAUCUAAUCCAGAAUAAUAAGAAAAUUCUAGAAAAACAUAAUGAUGAAAAUCGAAAAAUGAGCAGAGUGCUUCAGCCAAAGCAACCAGAAAUACAAAUUGAAAACGCCCAAAUGUUUGAUUCAGAAUUAACCUCUAUGAUAAAGUCACAAAUAGGGCAAGUGGAGCAAAAUUAUUCUAUUGAAGGAAGCUCUGGAACUUAUAAAAGACUAAAUAAUCAUAAGAAAAGAUGAAAGAAGCAUAAAAAGAGAUCAAACCGGUCAGUUUCUGCUAUGCCUAUGAGAAACAAAAGAAAUCAUAUAAAUUUAAAAAUUGGAAAAAUCGUUAAUAAAGAAAACAUCAAUUAUUCGAUUGACACUAACUCAAAAGCAAAUAAAAGCCAGAACACAAAAAAGAAAAGAGUAAAGAAAAAUAAAAGAUCUCGAACUUCAAAGAUUAACAGAGCAAUAACAGGGUUUAAAAGAACCAACUCCCUUAACAAUACAAGUAGGGUUCUUAGAUCUGUAGCUCGAAAUAAAACUAGUAAGCAUAAAUCUGUACAAAAGUAUAAGAAAAUAUCAAAAUAUAAUCAAAAGAGCGACCCUGUUACUCGUUUCCAACAAAUGCAAAGUUGCUGGACCAAGCAUAAAUUAGUAAGGGAACAAGGCAGAAAGCUAGACUUGGAAGGAUUUAACAAAUGGGCACAGAUUGUUCAAUCUCUCUCCCAAAAAGCAAUAGUCAAACAGUCUCAUAGAUAUGUAGAUUCCAAUGAAGCUCUCACAAAUAACAAAAGGGAUGAUGUAAAGGCACUGCUGUCAUAAAAAGAAUGGGAGAGAAUAUGCCGAUCCCAAUAUGAGAAAAUUUAAACAUAUAAAGUC